Raphanus sativus (radish) is the source of this 2339-nucleotide messenger RNA. RefSeq lists its product as uncharacterized. Bases 291 to 2081 code for a protein of 596 amino acids. The transcript is spliced from 5 exons. NCBI's taxonomy places the organism in Eukaryota, Viridiplantae, Streptophyta, Magnoliopsida, Brassicales, Brassicaceae. The record is from RefSeq and is a predicted model, not a curated record.
UAAAAUUAAAAACAAAAAAGCUGCGUUCUUUUCUUUUCUAGUUUGCGACAAAGGUUAGAACACGGGUUCUUCUUCUCUAGUUUGUGAAGUGAGAGAACCUCCAUCAAAGAACGUCCGAUAACUCUUUCUCUGAGAACGUCCGACAAAAUCAAAGAACGUCCGACACUCUUUCUAUCGGCGUCAUCUCUUUCCUCUGCCAUCAUAACUCAAUCUUGCCGGAAGAGAUUGUUCAAGAACUCGAUCCGCCAUCAAUUCUCAGUUACUUAAUCAGUGAGACCCAAAUCAAAGGAAUGGCCUCAUCUUCGGAUAACAGGAAGUAUCCUCCUCGGCUUUACCCGAUUGGUAAAACGCCUGCUCAAAAUAGGAGCAUGAACCACAAUUGUUUUCUAGGCAACUUACAAACGCUGAAAGAGAAUGUAGGGAAAGACGUUUGGGACGAGUUGAGAGAAUCAGCUGUAGGGGUGAUUAUCAAGCUGAAGGAGUUGGAUUACACUUGGUCUGCAAAACAUGUUCAUUACUUUCUUGCGAAUCAAUUGGCGAUUCAGAGCAGUCAUGAAGUUUGGUCUUUGAUAGUAGACCAGCCAAUGAGGUUCUCUUUGUAUGAGUUUGAAGAUAUUACAAGGCUGAAUUGUGAUCCCUAUGACACGGAAGAACAGUGGGAUGUGGCUCAUGAAGACUUUUGGUUGAAGAUGAAAGUUCCAAUUUCUGAAGGACCCAAGUUUAAUGAACUUCAAGCCCUUUUUUCGGUCAUCGGAAACUGGCCUAGAGAGGAGCGUGUAAUGGUUGGCUUGUUGUGUCUACUAUGCAUUGGGAUAUUUGGCAUUUCAAGCAAUAGUAGAAUACCUCUGGAUUUGGCGAAAAGGGUGAUGGAUCCAGCAGCUUUCCAGCGCUAUCCAUGGGGUCGUGUAGGAUUUACCAGCCUUGUGGAUUCCAUUAAAAUGGUGACAUACGAAGUUGGGAAGAGCUACACACUACAUGGUUGCGUUCAUGCUUUGCUAAUUUGGAUAUACGAAUCUGUGCCAGGUUUAGGAGAGUUAUAUGGCAAUCGGAUAGAGGAAGCUGAGGAUCCACUUCUGUCAUGGCAUGGUUCUCGUCAGCGUAUCAACUUCCUUAACUUCUGUGCACAAGAGAAGAAAAAAUAUCAGAAGAUUCGUGUAAGGCAUAUGAUUGUAAAAGCAAUGGAGGACAGAUAUCCGAAAUGGGGUGAAGAUGAACCCCCUGAGGAGUUGGAUAACAUGAUAGUUGACAUCCUCAAUGAUCAGCUAAACGACAAGUUUUGGGAGGUAGUGCCACCUACCAAUCCCCUGAAGAGAAAAACUCAUGUCACUGCACCUAGUGUUCCCGAUAGAGUGGAUGAGAGCCCCUCCACAAAACGAAAGAAGAGGAAAGAAACUGCUUCAGAAAUGGAAGAAUCUCAUAAUGAUAUGCCCACCAUCAAUAUCACAAUACAAAAGUUGCUGGAGGCUGUUAACAACUUGAGUGGAAGACUAGAAACCAUGGAUGUUAGUGUAGCCGAAAGGGUUUCUAAGACAUUGGAAGCUUCUGUACAAGCUCAGAUGGAAGCUAGAAUGGGUUUAUUUGAGACUGAGUUGAAGAACAAGAUGGCCAUAUUGCAGGAAGAAAUAAAUGUUCUUAAAGGGAAGGAUAAUGAAAAAAUUCCAUCCGAUGCCGGCAACUCCAAAGCGCACGAUGAAGACGAGGCUUGUAGCAACACAAUGUCAUGGAUGGUUCAGACAAAAAAAAGCUCAGUUGAUGGUUUACCAAUACAACGUGUUGUAAAAAAAGAGAAGAAGAAUAAGAAGAUGAUGGCAGUGAAGAUAGAUGAAGUGCCAUUGAAAAAAGUGAAGAUAGAGAAACCAUUUGCUAUCCCACAUCUAAAUGACCAAUCCGUUUCCUCAGAGGGUUGGGAGAGUCAUCUAAAAUGGCAGAAAAGUGUGAAGUGUAGACUUGCGUUGGAAGCAAUUGCUUCCAGUUUGGAGGAGCCUACACGCAAAAGAAGAACCCAGCUUACAAAGACUCAAAUGCCGCCAUAUGUAGGGAAUUCGACAGUGAAACUUAGAAUGUCUAGCUGUGGGGUAUAAGUUUGAAGGCUUAAGUGAUCAGAUCAUACAAGCAAUGCGAUUGAAGAUGGCUGCGGAGAUUUUUGACGAGGUGGCUAUGGAGGAUUAGGAAGUAUAACGUGUAGCCUGUUUGUUUGGUUUUCUCUUCCUGGGAUGUAUAACUGUAGGUUUUUUAUUGUUUUUGAAUGGUUGUUACUUGGAUGGUAUUUGCUUUCGGAUGUGUAAUUUGGAUGCUAUUUAACGCUGAUGGUUUAGCUACGUUAUUCUGGCUCGUCUCUU